Messenger RNA from Plutella xylostella (diamondback moth), 481 nucleotides. It is a transcript of the gene Drp, whose product is annotated as death-related protein. Lineage: Eukaryota; Metazoa; Arthropoda; Insecta; Lepidoptera; Plutellidae. Gene Ontology annotation, biological process: apoptotic signaling pathway; negative regulation of autophagy; cellular response to amino acid starvation. Gene Ontology annotation, molecular function: death domain binding. The record is from RefSeq and is a predicted model, not a curated record.
AUCGUUUUGUUGUCAAGUCCAAUUGAACACGUUGACUUUAUUUUUCAGUGUUUGCUGCAUAUCUUAUCGAUAAACAUUUGUGUCACCUGUGUUUCAAGAAACUUAAAAUGUCUUCGACUGAAGAAACAUCGCAAAAGCUUGCAGGUCAUCCGCCAGCAGUCAAAGCUGGUGGCAUGAGGAUCACCCAGCACAAAGGACCUCACACGGCUACUAAGGAAGGCUCUGAAGACCUGACUAACCUUGGUGGCCCGUCUGCCGUGCCAACCAACCCCAUCUCUAUUGCCGGAGCUCCUAAUAGAGGUAAUGCUGAUUUCACACCAGAGGCAGCCAAGGUGGCUCACAGCCCCAAACCUCCAGCGCACAUCAACAUGAAACCCAAUGUGAAUAUCCAACAACCCAGGAAGUAGACGCUAGACGGUACUAGGUACGACUAUUGCACAUAACCCACAUUUAAAUAAAGCUGGCCUUCUGUACUAGAUAA